CAGCAUGUUCGGGCGCCAUAUUGCCGAGCACUCCUCCCGCUCCCCUCCUCCCUCCAGCCCGGCCGGGUCCCAGCAACACAGAACCACAGCUGCGGUGCAGGAGGAGGCUACUCACAGACUGAACAAACGCCACUGUUGGGAAGGACCGGUGAUACAGCAAAACCAAGAGCCACAUCGUGGAAAUUCAAUGGGAUAGAUAAACCCUUUUUACGCCACCGUUUAGUGAUCGUGUUAGGACUUACGUCACUGUGCCACGGAUAAAAGGUCGCUUCAUUUGUAGUUUUCUUUGAAAGAAAAGAGGUAAAAGCGUCUCUGUGUAGCUUAUGUUUAGCUCAGCGGUGAUGGAUAGUUGAAGCUAGCUAGCCGACGUUACUUCUCUGUCAGGCGAGUAGCAGUAGCUAUCAAUUUAGUCGGCUGCUCGACUCUUACCAUUGUUUUAACACCCGUGCUCGUUAUAGUAUACAAUAUGAUAGAUCGUGAGUAACAAAAAACACAAACUGAAAACGCCGGUGAAUUACUACUGGCAUCAGCUGACGCUAGCUCGUUAGCUACACGUAAGGCGGCCACCAGCUUCGUGUGUCAUAAUAAUAUUUAAUCGUGAGAGAGUGGCCGUAGCUAAAAGUACAACUUUUUUCGAUAUUCAAGAAAGACUGAUUAUUACAUUUUUUCAUUUUUUGGGUCUUUUUGUCCGUUGAUCGUAGUUUAGUCAAAACGGCGGCGUUAACGUGCUUCAACUUUAUUACAUACUGUCAGAGACCAACUACCCCCCGGAUUUUCUUAAAAUGCAUCAUCCGGACCCCACUGGAGACUCUGGCAGUGUUAGAAAGAUGGCGCAGCCGGCUGUCUUUCACAGAAGGGGUAGCAACACAAGCAGCGGGAGCGGCUCCUCGCUGUCAACACCGGUGGUCACCAACAGUCACGGCUCGGUUGCUGAAGAAUAUCAGACCUCCCUGUUGAUUCAGUGCCAAACUCCUGCAGGCUCAUCCUCACCAGGUCCCCACCAUCCUCCUUCCCACGGCCUGAAUCUACACACCCAGGCCACUCAGUCUGCUGGGGCGCAGAUGAAAAAGAAAAGCGGUUUCCAGAUCACAAGCGUCACUCCUGCUCAGAUCUCUGUGAGCACCAACAACAGUAUUGCAGAGGACACAGAGAGUUACGAUGACCUGGAUGAGUCCCACACAGAGGACCUAUCAUCCUCAGAAAUCAUGGAUGUGUCUCUCUCACGAGCUAAUGAUGUCGUUGGAGCGGAACGGAGCUCCUCUGAGGAGACCCUGAAUAAUUUUCAUGAGGCUGAAACUCCAGGGCUGCUGUCACCAAACCAGCCUUCACACCCCCAUUCAUUGACUCAAGCUCCGCAGCAUGGUGGGGGUAUGGUGAAUGGGACUGUGCAUGGUCAUCCUCACCAUCAGAACCAUGCCCAGGGCUACCCCCUGUCUUCUGGUGCUGCAAACGCCUCAUCUACCCUUGCCUCCGUCAUUCAGAAAAUGCCUUCUCAUGUUGGGGUGUCACAAGAGGUUGCCCCUGCAAACAUUGUUUCUCAGUCUGUGGGGAUGGUGGGCCUGGGAGCUGCUGCUGGAAUGCAGAGCCCUGCUACAGGCACUGCAGUUAGUGUUGUUAAUCCCCAGACCAGCAGUGUUGGUAAUGUGAAUAAGUUGAGCUCUGCCAAUGUGCCUGCGAGGGGGGGGAUAAGCACGAGUGCGAGCAACAGCUCCGGAGGCUUUCCCCUCAAUGCGAAAAGCAGUGCUGCGUGUGGUGGAGGUGGUUCCGUGGCAUCUGGGGGCAACCUCAUGACUAACACCAUGAUUCAGCAACAACAAACUGUCAACUCUAACAUCUCCUUGACUACGACAACUUCAGUUAGUGUCGCCAGUGCCUCCGGAGGGCCGUGUGUCUUGAGCGGAAUCCAGGGACGGCACGGUCCUGCUGCGCUGCAGUCCGUGAGUGCCCCCGUUACAGUCUCACCGGCGGUCGCUCCCACCAGUUCUCGCUUCAGGGUGGUCAAGUUGGACUCAAGUUCUGAGACCUUCAAGAAGGGUAGAUGGACAUGCACUGAAUUUUACGACAAGGACACCCCAAAUUCCGCCUCCUCCUCAUCUACAUCCGAUGCUGGCAGCACACGACAGUAUGUCUCUGAGAACUUUGCCGGGUGCUCAGAGAGGGAAAGCACAAGUGGUAGCUCUGUUAGUAGCACUAUGAGCACAGUGAGCCAUUAUAUGGAAAGUGGUGAUACUGGGGGACCCCCAGUUUCCCAACAUGGCCAGGAUUACGCCUCCCCUCCUCAGGGUUUACAAGCAGUCCUCCCCAGUGGCUUAACAGGUAUGGGCGUGUCUCAAUCACAGCCUUUGAUAAACCUCCAAGACAUCACCCAUACAAAUAUCAAAACUAACAUGGCUGCCUCGACCUCCUCAAACAUGAAUCCACCUGUACCUGUGCAAAGCCAACAGAUCACCAGUGGAAUGCCUAUUUCUGCCGUACCCCAGCAGCAGCUCACCUAUGCCCAGGCAGUUGCCAAUCAAACCCCAGGCUCCACACCAGGCUUUGUGGGUGUUCAGCAGCACCAGCUUGGCUAUGCGCCUCUCCCUCAGCAUCCAUCUGCUACACCUAUGCAGUUGAGACCCCCUGAGUACGGCCAGGCUCAUCAAGGUAUUCCUCAAGCCCCCGCUUCUCCACAUCUGUUGAACCAAGCUGGACUAAGUUCUUCAGGGCAAUCUAAUGGAUCAGGUCAGAUGAUUGGGGGCCUCCAGCAGUCACAGGUAAUCCUCCAAAGUCAACCCCAGCAGCCCCCAACCUCCAAUACAGCCUUUCAUGUUGGAGUCACAGGUCAACAGCCUCCAAGUCACACUACCCACCUUGAUUGCCAGCAACAGAAACCGCAGUCUCUCCCAACACAAAUCCAAAACUCCGGUUUGUGCACCAAGUUGCCCACGACGAUUCAGAACCAAGUGUCUGCACCUAGCAUGCCUCCAUCUAAUCGUGACCCCCACCACCACCCGCAAGUUCUCAAUGUCGGUAACAAUAAAAUGCUGGCACAAGGUGUUGUUCCCCAGAGUUUGUCCCAGGACCUCAGCAGUGCCCAGGCCAUGGCGCACGCGGCUCAGGCUAGUGCACUCUAUGCCAGCUUGCCCACCUUCACUACUACUCAGCUGCAGGAUGCCCAGCGCCUUCUGCUUCAGCAUCAAUCGGCUCUACUGGGAUUCCCGAAGCUUUCCGGAGGGGACGCGGGCUCCGGUUCUAAUGCUGGUCAGGGUCAAGAAGCCGAAGGCAACGCUGCCAUCGCCAGUGCCUUAACUGCAUCAGCGGGUCUCAAGACUCUGGAUGGAGAGGAAGAUGGCUCGUCGGGAGCCAGUGUUGUGGCUAUCGACAACAAGAUUGAACAGGCAAUGGACCUGGUGAAGAGUCACCUAAUGUACGCCGUGCGCGAAGAGGUGGAAGUCCUGAAGGAGCAGAUCAAAGAGCUGAUCGACCGCAACUCCCAGCUGGAGCAGGAGAACACACUUCUGAAGACACUGGCCAGCCCGGAACAGAUGGCUCAGUUCCAGGCGCAGGUCCAGACCACCUCUCCGCCCGCCGCCUCCUCAACGGCCGCCGUCUCGGGUCCCACGUGCGCCCUCGCUCAAGCCGCCUCGCACACCUCCGGCCCCUCAGCGUAAGUCCGACACGCGCAGAUGGACGGACUCGACGACGGGCUCGACACUACUUCUGCUUACGCAAGCGAGCUUACGACAAAGGGUCGAUGCCGUUGAUCCAAGAAUUUGCACAUAUUUAUCCCGAAAAAGGAUGCAUCCAAUGGGACAAGUGCUGCACAAGGCGACAAUCGUGCGACUCAUUGAAACAAUUGCCAAAAAAAUAAGUAAAAUGGACAUGUCGGCUAGAAUGUCUUUUCAACAAUGAGCAGAUCCACAUACUUCAACACAGAUGCUGAAAAGAUCACUGUGCCUGUGUGUGGAUUUUAGGCGAUGUCAAUUUUACUAUGUUACAUGUGAAAGAAUGGCAGAAGGUUUUUUUUUUUUUUUUUGGUCACGUGUUGUAAAUAUGUCUCUCAUACCUGUAAGCUGAUGUUACGUUGAAAGAAAAGGCCUUUCAAGAAUGACAACGAAUGUUAGCAAAUAUGACCAAGUCCCCAUCUGGAAUGGGGGGUAGGGGUGUUUGGAGCUCAUAAAUAAACAGCGGCAUGGAUUGUGUUACUUGGUUUUGAUAGAACAAACUAGAUUUGUUUUCUUAUAUUUUCAGUAUUUGUUUUUCACAUUGCUUAGCUCUGCAGUGGCAUAGAAUUGAAACAUUGUUUGGCAGGCAGAGAACAUGUAUAUUUCUGUACAGUGUAAGUAAACAUGUAAAAUAGUGAGAGGAAGAGAAACAACAGGCAUUAUCUUGGUCACUAAGCGUAAGCGACGACAUGCUUGCCCAAACUGUUGUCUAUUUUUAAAAGCUUGUAUUUUCAGGUUCUAAAGGAGUUUGGUUAUUUAAGCUGAAGAGGUGCAGCCAACAAUGUUGUCGAAAACUGCCACUGCGACUUUCACUCUUACUGUAAAACCAUUUUUUUUCUCUUCUGAUGUAUUGCACUUUUUAUGAUUUAGGUUUUUUUUUUUUUGGGGACUGAGAUACUUCUGGAUGAACAGUAUGAAUACCAACAUUACAAGACACCAAUUGCAGCUUCUGGACAUGUUGUUUUCCAUGAAAUUCUUUGUAUCGGUUGUAUGCUCAUGUUUUCUGCAUGUUUCUGCAAGACUGGAUGAGAAGUUGUAACAUAACUUACCGCAAUUGCACUUGAAAGCUGCACUUCACAACUUUCAUUAAAAUGCUAACUCGGCA
Corythoichthys intestinalis (scribbled pipefish) is the source of this 4809-nucleotide messenger RNA. Its product is annotated as TSC22 domain family protein 1-like. Gene Ontology annotation, cellular component: nucleus; cytosol. The transcript has 3 exons. Bases 783 to 3650 code for a protein of 955 amino acids. Gene Ontology annotation, biological process: positive regulation of cell population proliferation; negative regulation of apoptotic process; regulation of transcription by RNA polymerase II. Lineage: Eukaryota; Metazoa; Chordata; Actinopteri; Syngnathiformes; Syngnathidae. The record is from RefSeq and is a predicted model, not a curated record.